AUGUAUACAGUAAACUUUGUGAAUGACGAAAAAUAUGUUCAAAGAAUUGGUGACAUAUGUGGGGAAUAUUAUGUUCCUGUUGCAUUACCGGGGAGAUACAAAUAUAAUAUUGAAGAUAUAGAAUAUAUAUUAUAUUUAUGGAUGGAUAAAAUUAGUGAAAUAAAAAAAAAAGAAAAAAAAAAAAAAAAGUAUUUAUGCUUAUUUAGUUCAAUAUUUAGAGAAACAAAGUUUUCUUUAAUUUUGUCAAAAUCUAGAUAUGAAAAUAAUUUUUGUGUGUGGGGAAUAUUAUGGUGUGCAUGGAAAAAUAUAUUCGAAAAAAGUUUUCCAAAAAAAGAUAACUAUAAAGACAAUAUUAACAACAAUAAUAAUACUAGUAAUAAUGAAAACAAAUAUUAUGAAAAAUUUAAAACAAAUAUUAUUGAUUUCCAAGCUGGUUGCAUUUAUCUUUUAUUUUUAUUAUAUUUUUGUCAACAUGUAGAAGAAAAUCAGUAUCCAUAUCCAAUAUAUUUAUCAACAAAAAUAUUUAACAUGUGUCUUGAUAUAUCCGAAGAAUGUGAAAAAUUAAAUAUAUAUACAGAAUUAAGAUAUAUUUUAAAUUUUAUGAUUGAUACUAAUUCUAUAAUUUUAAGUUGUAAUGAUAAUUUAAAUGAAAUAUAUCAAGAUAGAUAUGGUGGUCCAUUACAUAUUGAAAAGACCAAAUUAGGUGUUGAAAAUGCUAUCGAAAUUAAUGAUGUAGAUUUAUCAAAAUUUUAUGACCAUGUUCAUAAUGAUAUAAAAGAUAUAUGUAAAUUUUGUGAAGAAAAAAAAAAAAAAAAUACAUUUAGUAACACCUCAACUUAUAAUUUACUUGCAAAAAUGAAACUCAUAGAAAAGGAAUUGAAUGAAGAUUGUUUGUGA
Molecule: messenger RNA, 897 nt
Organism: Plasmodium berghei ANKA
Lineage: Eukaryota; Apicomplexa; Aconoidasida; Haemosporida; Plasmodiidae
Product: conserved protein, unknown function
Exons: 1
Coding region: 1-897 (298 amino acids)
Source: RefSeq, a predicted model, not a curated record